Suillus subalutaceus is the source of this 834-nucleotide messenger RNA. RefSeq lists its product as uncharacterized. The transcript is spliced from 3 exons. The coding region runs from base 308 to 721 and encodes 137 amino acids. The record is from RefSeq and is a predicted model, not a curated record. NCBI's taxonomy places the organism in Eukaryota, Fungi, Basidiomycota, Agaricomycetes, Boletales, Suillaceae.
UUCAGGACCGUUAGUAUAUUGAAUAGGUAAUUAUUAGUCCCGGAGUACACGUCAAUAUUAGCUUCCGCACAGCGUUGUCAGAGAAAAUAAAACGCAGGUGGCUCCGUUCGAACCGGAUUUCUAGUGCAGCUCGACAGGCCAAGGUUGUUCAUGCCAGUAGUGUUGCUCCGAGUUCGUCGUGGUGGCAAAUUCUCCUCGCCGGGGCGGCUCGCGAGCGUCAAUCGCCUAAUAUAAGUACGGCAGGGUUGCGUGUUUGACAAACCACCAUCGUGAAAGGCAAAGUCAAAAGUUUCACACAAAUACAGUAAUGAAGAUCGUCACUCAGGAAGAAAUCGACGGCCACACCAAUGCUACCAUCCGCGGUGCAGCAGAAGGUGCACUUCUAAGCGCAGCCGUCGCUAUCCCCGGUUCACUGCUGCUAAACCGCCGAUGGGCAUCCUACCGAGCACUCCCUCUGCCCUUAAAGGUCAUGGGUACCGUCAUAAUGAUCGCGCCUUGUAUAUCCAUCCAGGCUGAAAGGCGCGGUCUAGCAUUCGAUCGUGCACACUGGACCGGCGCAGGUAAAAUGGAACUGGAUAGAGAAGCAGCAGAGGAAGAAGCACGAUGGGGAGCUCUGACAACAAAAGACAAAAUCGGAGGACUGGGCAACACGACACCAGUACAGCAUCAUUCUUGGAAGCUGGGCUCUGUCAAUGGCAGUCGCUGGCAGCAUUAUCUCUAAAGAUAGGUUUGUGGGUUCUCUUAAGUCGACGGUUGUUCCACGUCUCUGAUGCAGACAUGUGUGUGCAGACAUCAGACGUUACCCCAAAAGAUCGUUCAAGUGCGUAUGUGGGC